UGGUUAACAGACAGGAAGAAGAGAGAUCUCCAGAAGAAAGAUGCAGACAUCCAAAGAAGAAUACAGCUCAUUCAGGACUUUGAGAUGCCGGCAGUCAGUAACUGUAUCAGGAGCUCCAGGGAUGGACAGUACCUCAUGGUUACAGGAACCUACAAACCCAGAGUGAGGUGCUAUGAGGUUGCUCAGAUGUCCAUGAAAUUUGAGAGAGGCCUGGAUGCAGAAGUGGUCACUUUUGACAUUUUGUCAGAAGACUAUUCAAAGGUAGUGUUCCUCCACUGUGACAGAUAUGUGGAGUUCCAUGCUCAGUACGGCAGGUAUUACAGGACCAGGAUACCCAAAGUUGGGAGAGAUUUCUCCUUCCACUCACCUUCAUGUGACCUCUACUUUGUUGGAGCAAGUCGUGAAGUGUACAGACUCAACCUGGAGCAGGGCAGGUUUCUCAACCCUCUAGUCACUAAUUCUGUAGAGAGUAAUGUAUGUGACAUCAACCCAGUACAUCAUCUGUUUGCCUGUGGAACAGUAGAGGGUAGAAUAGAGUGUUGGGACCCUCGAGUCAGGAGUCGAGUAGGGGAACUGGACUGUGCCUUAAGUAGCAUCACAGAGGACACUAUGGUUGAAGGUCUGCCGGCUAUCUCAGCCUUGAAGUUCAAAGACGGCCUGACGAUGGCAGUGGGCACCAGCACAGGACAGAUCUUGCUGUAUGACAUCCGGUCCAGCCGCCCUGUCCUGGUGAAAGACCACCACUACGGCCUGCCCAUCAACUCUAUAGAGUUCAACGACCCUCAGGACCUGGUCCUGUCCACCGAUAGCAAGAUCCUGAAGAUCUGGAACAAGCACACGGGUAAAGCCUACACCUCCAUCGAGCCUGAGAGUGAGAUUAACCAGCUGCAUGUGUGGCCGGAUUCAGGACUACUCUUCAUGGCCAACGAAGCACCAAAAGUCCUGACGUACUUUAUACCUUCCCUGGGCCCAGCCCCCAGAUGGUGCUCCUUCAUGGAUAACUUAACAGAAGAGUUGGAGGAGAUGGAGUCUGCCACAGUGUAUGACGACUACAAGUUUGUCACAGAUACAGACCUGGAGAACUUAGGAUUGUCUCACCUGAUUGGCUCCCCGCUCCUCCGUGCGUACAUGCACGGUUACUUCAUGGACAUACGUCUGUACCAGAAGGCCAAAACCAUCGCCGAGCCGUUCGCUUAUGAAGAGUACAGGCGGAACAAGAUCCGACAGAAGAUAGAAGAGACAAGAGAUAGCAGAGUCAAAAUUAAUAAGUUACCCAAAGUUAAUCGUGACCUCGCUCAAAGGCUUAUGGAAGAAGAGGACAGCAAUGAGGGAGGCAAGAAAAAGAAGGCAAAGGAAGCGUCCAGCCUUCUGCAGGAUGACCGUUUCUCGGCGCUGUUCUCUAAUCCAGAGUUCCAGGUGGACACGCAGACGGAGGAGUUCAGGCUGCUGAACCCGGUCGUCAAGCAGAAGAGCAAGAAGAAGAGAGAGAAGAGAGAAAAACUGGAGGACCAGUUCCAGGAAGUACAGGAGGAUGAGGAGGAACAGGAGGAGGUGGAGGGGCGGGGCAGUGAUGAUGACAGCAGCUCCUCAGAAGAUGACCGUGACCUUGUGGAGGAGUUAAGGAGGCAACAUCGGGACAUCAGGAGGGAGAGGGCACUCCAGCACAGGGCUGAUAGGGAGAGGGAUGCUGUUACAAAUCUGACUCCAAAGUUCUAUGAGCUGAAGACAGGGGAGGAGUUUAUGAAGGAUGGGGACCAGAAGAAACACAGUAGGAGGAAGAUGAAGGCCAGUCUCGGGGAGCGGGUCCAACUUCAGGAGGAGUCCGACAAGAUGCUGAGGCUCAGCGGACAGGCUGUGGGGUCUAAGGAACUGACCUUUAACCUGAGAAAGGUGGAGAAACCGCGGGAAACGCAGCGCAAACUGGACGAGGCCCAGCACAGGUUAGAGAGGAAAGAGGUGCGGAGGUCUGCCGGACAGUACCUCAAGAAACCCAGGACAAAACCUGGGACCUUCUGGAAGGGCAAGAAGAAAAAAUAAGUCACUUCCCCAUGUUACAUGUAUAUUGUGAUAAAUGAUAUCUUGUAAUAAUAUAAACAUUACGCUUCCUUACUGUAUACCGUAGAUAGCAAAAUCAUAAUUGCUAUUUGCUUAUUCAAAAAGUGCUUUUUAUAUUCAUUUGAUUUUUUUUCUUAGAAUCUAUUCAUAACUGAAUCAUGGCAUUUUUCUGUUCUGGAUCCCUUAGAAUUAAAAUGAAAAUGAUUUUAUUUUGGAGAAGUGAAAUUGGAUUUUAAGCAUUAGACAGUUCUUAAGAGAACUGUUGGUAAAACAUUCUACCUGCAGUUGCAGUUACAGGUACAUGUACAAUGUGACAUGUUUUACAAUGAUUAUCCAAAAAUGACUGCCAGAAAACUGUGAUAUGGUGUUAUGUCUCUUUUUUCUUGGUCUUGGGUUUCAAAGUUUUGUUGCAAUUCCCAGACAAUAGUGCCUAUGUAGUGUUAGAUUAUUUGGGUUUAUUUGGAAUAAUGUUGCAGUCUAGUAGGAUGGCCUUCCCUUCCAUAUACAUGUACAUGUAUACACACUUGAACAUGCACAGUCACAAGUGAAAAAAAAUAACCAUAACAUGUCAAUGCUUUAAGCCUUUAACUACCUAGUCU
Messenger RNA from Branchiostoma belcheri (Belcher's lancelet), 2654 nucleotides. RefSeq names its product nucleolar protein 10-like. Gene Ontology annotation, biological process: maturation of SSU-rRNA from tricistronic rRNA transcript (SSU-rRNA, 5.8S rRNA, LSU-rRNA). The record is from RefSeq and is a predicted model, not a curated record. The annotation marks the transcript as partial. Gene Ontology annotation, cellular component: nucleolus; 90S preribosome; small-subunit processome. NCBI's taxonomy places the organism in Eukaryota, Metazoa, Chordata, Leptocardii, Amphioxiformes, Branchiostomatidae. Gene Ontology annotation, molecular function: protein binding. The transcript is spliced from 18 exons.